GCGGCGACGCCAACUGACGGGGUGCGGGCGGCUGGCGCGGCGGCGGCCGGUGGUGUUGCAGCGCGUGCAGUAACGUCAGUGACGCAGUGACGCGGUAACUCGGUGACCCUGUGAACGGCCGCGCCAUGCGCCCGUAAGUGGGCGGCCGCCCAACGGCAUGACGUCCCGCUGGGUGGUCAUAGCGUUCCUCAGUUUGCUGCUCAGAAAGAGUGACGUCAACUGUGGUACCAGCGUGGAGAGACUCGUAAACGUGACGCAGACAAUAUACCGGCUGCUCGAGGGCUACGACAUUCGCCUGCGGCCCAACUUCGGAGGGGAUCCUCUUUACGUUGGAAUGGAUCUGACAAUCGCUAGCUUUGACUCAAUCUCAGAAGUGAACAUGGACUACACCAUCACCAUGUACCUGAACCAGUACUGGAAGGACGAGCGGCUCGCCUUCAGUAGCGGCCAUGACAUCCUGACGCUGUCCGGCGACUUUGCCGAGAAGAUCUGGGUGCCCGACACGUACUUCGACAAUGACAAGAACAGCUUUCUGCAUGACGUCACUGAGAAGAACAAGAUGGUGCGUUUGCACGGUGACGGCAGCAUUACGUACGGCAUGCGCUUCACCACGACGCUGGCGUGCAUGAUGGACCUGCGCUACUACCCGCUCGACAGCCAGAACUGCACCGUCGAGAUCGAGAGCUACGGUUACACGGUGAAGGACGUGGUCAUGUACUGGAAGGAGACGCCUGUGGUCGGUGUGGAGGAAGCCAAGCUGCCCCAGUUCACCAUCGUCGGAUACGAAACCAACGACCGCAAGGAGAAGCUGGCCACGGGCAUCUACCAGCGGCUGUCGCUCUCCUUCCUGCUGCAGCGCAACAUCGGCUACUUCGUCUUCCAGACCUACCUGCCGUCCAUCCUGAUCGUGAUGCUCUCCUGGGUGUCGUUCUGGAUCAACCACGAGGCGACCAGCGCCCGCGUUGCCCUCGGCAUUACCACCGUGCUGACGAUGACCACCAUCAGCACGGGCGUGCGCUCCUCGCUGCCGCGCAUCUCCUACGUCAAGGCCAUCGACAUCUACCUGGUCAUGUGCUUCGUGUUCGUGUUCGCCGCCCUGCUCGAGUACGCCGCCGUGAACUACACCUACUGGGGCGCGCGGGCCAAGAAGAAGGACAAGCGUCUGCGCGAGAACGGUGCCGCCGCCGCCGCCGGGGCCGGCAGCCAGACCGUGAAGGUGGACGGCUUCACCAGCGAAGAAAUUAUCGAGCUGCAGGACAUUCGCGUCUCGCCGAUCCCGUCGAUCCGGAACCGGCGCACGGGCCGAUACGGGGCCGUCGACAGCGGCGGCGCCCUGUCGUUUCCGCCCAGUUUCCGCAUGUCUCGCGGCUACUCGACGGGGGGCCGGGGCCGCGCACCAGCGCCCCGCCGCCGGGUGAUGAGCACCCUGCGGCGCGGCGCCUCCGUCUUCUCGCGCUCCAUCCCGCGCAUCAAGGACGUCAACAUCAUCGACAAGUACUCGCGCGUCGUCUUUCCCGUGUCGUUUGUGCUCUUCAACACGGUUUACUGGUGCUUCUACGUACUAUAGUGGCCGCUAGCGUGGCGGCGUGCCCGGGACUGGCCGGCCGGCUGGCGCCCGUGUGUGAUAUGGGGAGAGCACCGCCGUGGCUCUAGCGAGCGCGGCCAUCCGGAGAGGCGGGGAGUCGCCGGCCGACCAGGCUGACCGUGCCCGAGCGGCCCUCGCCGGCCUCUGGCAGCCUACUGUCAGAGAGGCCGGCCACACACCCUCCCUAGUGCUCCAGUGUUGUGGCCACCCCACCAGAGCUUUCGUGCCACUUGGGCACCGGUGGAUGAUGCGAUCCGAGGGGUCAAAAGUUACCGGAGCGUAGCACGUACCGUUGGUUCAGCGCCUUUGAGCGCUAUUUGGUACCGCUUUUGGAGCGAUCUCGCCGACCUGUGUAACAAAGUUUUGAGAGACGUCCGCAGUUAGCGUUAUCACGUGGCUGGGGCUGCGCUAGUGGACGGAGCCGGCAGACUGGCCAUCUGCUCUUCCGCCGCCGCCGGCUGACGGCUGUGCAGCGAGCGGUCGGCCCGGGCGGCGGCGGCGGACCGGAGCGGCGCCGGCCUCCACUGGGCAGGUGGCGCUAGCGGCGCCGGCCUCCACUGGACAGGUGGCGCUAGCGGCGCCGGCCUCCACUGGGCAGGUGGCGCUAGCGGCGCCGGCCUCCACUAGACAGGUGGCGCUGCCCAGCUGUCACGCAGCUCUCAGUUUCGGCGCAGGGACGGAGAGUGCGUUACAAAUCAGCUGCAUACAAGUCAGCUGAAGUGGUCGCUGAUUGGGUGAGUGACUGAGUAGCUGAGUGAGUGAGUGACGCGGAGCUGUUUCCGCCUGGGUUCGUCACCCACUGAGAGGCUGCGGCGCGGCCCAUGCUCUAUGGAAAUGGUGUAUGGUGUUGUGCUGGCCGGCGCCGUGGAGACCCGGCAGUGAGUUUGUGUCGGCCAAGGUGGAUGAGGGGGCGGGCAGCGGGGCGCCGAGCGGCUGCCCACCAGCUGAACACUGGCGCCAGUAGUCCUGCUCUUCUGUAGACCGCUUGUGUAGGAUAACGCUCGUAGAGGCCAUUCUUUGAAUCAUCAUGCAGGUAUUUUGUUAUCGGAGCAUGAUUUAUUGACUAGCUGCUUACGCCCGGAUUUUUAACCCUCGCCGGCACAGGCCAUUUUGCGUCCUUCGACGGCACAAGGGCCCCCCUCGCGUUUGGCCCCUGAUCGAGCUAGAGCUUCGCGGAA
Molecule: messenger RNA, 2763 nt
Organism: Amphibalanus amphitrite
Lineage: Eukaryota; Metazoa; Arthropoda; Thecostraca; Balanomorpha; Balanidae
Product: gamma-aminobutyric acid receptor subunit beta-like
Exons: 7
Coding region: 158-1567 (469 amino acids)
Biological process (GO): signal transduction; monoatomic ion transmembrane transport; nervous system process
Cellular component (GO): membrane; neuron projection; synapse
Molecular function (GO): extracellular ligand-gated monoatomic ion channel activity; neurotransmitter receptor activity; GABA-A receptor activity
Source: RefSeq, a predicted model, not a curated record